UCCUCCUCCUCUUCCUCCUCUUCCUCCUCCAUCUCCUCAGUGUCCUCGCCACCUCGCCAACAACACCAUCUCCCUCGUGGCCGGGAACUCGUGGGGGGGCUGACCUCGUGUGUCCCGGGAUCGUGACCUUGUCUCGAAACUCUGAAGAAGGAAAAGAAGUAUAUUUAUUAAAUUUCAUAUCGAAGUGAACUUUUUUUUUUGUAACGAAAAACCGAAAUUUCAAGCAGGAAAGAAAUAGAUCCAUCUCAUUAAGGAAAAAAAUAUAAAUCUCAGUGUUCGCAAGUUCAGGUGUGGUUUAUAGGCCUACAAAGAAGAGAGGGAAAAUUAUAUAAAGAUUACUACCUUAUGAAGUGCCUUACUGUACGUGUCUUCGCCCGGAGCCCCAAUAUAUAUACGCUCAGGAACCGGUGCCGUGGAAACCUUAUUUAUAAUUGAUAACUUAUUUAACUAAUUUAUUCUAACGACUAUUUAUUGACCCUAUUUAUUUAACUUAUUUAUUGACCUAACUUAUUGGAAUUAUUGAUUUAUUGCGUGUGCCCCAUCGACUCCUGUACCAGUGAAUGGAUUUUGUGUGAAACGAAGAGAGAGAGAAAUGGAAACCUUGCAAGGAUUAACCCAUCGAGUGCCUUUGUGACGACUUUGACCCAAAAAUAAAAAAAAUACAAGAGCAAGAAGACCGUUUUUUAAAAAGUAUAUGUGGAUCCGUUUCAAAAAGUGAAAUUUCGUUUUGUUUUUUUUCGAAGCGUGUUUCAAUUUUUUCCCGUACGAAGGAGAGUUAGGGCGAGUGAAAUAUUUCUCCCUUUUCCCCCUUCCUUCUUCCUUCCAUCGUCAACCGCCACUCUUAAACGAAAUAACAAGGAAGAAAAGUGAUAAGAGAGAAAAAAUAACCGAAAAAAAUAUAGAAAAUAAAAAACACGAAUAUCCAAAAUAUCCACACACACCCUGGAAAAAAAAAAAUCCAAAAUUGAGAUCCGUUAUCCAAUCUCCCUCCGAAUUGUGCCGCUAAAUGGUGAAUAUGGACGGAGAAGCCCUUAAACCAGAAGCCUUUUUAACGACGGCCUCCACCACCGCCACUCUCGUCGCCGCUAGAAGCCCUCCGUCGUAUCCCAAAGUCGCCGAGGCCACGGAUGAAUUCCACCCGUUCAUCGAGGCGCUGUUGCCACACGUCAAGUCCUUCUCGUACACAUGGUUCAACCUCCAGGCGGCUAAGCGGAAAUACUUCAAGAAACAUGAGAAGAGGAUGUCAUUGGAGGAAGAGAGGAGGUGUAAGGAUGAGCU
Penaeus vannamei (Pacific white shrimp) is the source of this 1278-nucleotide messenger RNA. The record is from RefSeq and is a predicted model, not a curated record. NCBI's taxonomy places the organism in Eukaryota, Metazoa, Arthropoda, Malacostraca, Decapoda, Penaeidae.